Babesia bovis T2Bo is the source of this 522-nucleotide messenger RNA. RefSeq names its product Tetratricopeptide repeat family protein. NCBI's taxonomy places the organism in Eukaryota, Apicomplexa, Aconoidasida, Piroplasmida, Babesiidae. Gene Ontology annotation, cellular component: peroxisomal membrane; mitochondrial outer membrane. The transcript is spliced from 4 exons. The coding region runs from base 100 to 519 and encodes 139 amino acids. The record is from RefSeq and is a predicted model, not a curated record. Gene Ontology annotation, biological process: peroxisome fission; autophagy of mitochondrion; mitochondrial fission. Gene Ontology annotation, molecular function: protein binding.
CGCUAUAGUCACAUAGAUGUGAUUUAAUGUUCAAAUCGUUGAUUUAUUAUUUCAUCGGUCAUAUUCCCUGGAAUCCAGUAUAGACAUCUCGAAAACGCCAUGGGUGACAUGGAUGACCUUAAGUUUGAAUUGGAGCGUCUUCGGAACCAGUAUGAAGAGAGUCUUCUUGGCGACUACCCUUCCGCAAGGAUACAGUUUGAGUAUGCUUGCACAUUGAUGUGCUCCCCGGAGAGGGAGCAUCUUGAUCUUGCUAUAGAGCUCCUAGAGGAGUUGGUUCGAGUCAAAUAUAACAUCACCACGAGUAUGUACCAGUUGGCUCUGUGUCACAUUAAGCGACGCGAGUACAAAAAGGCCAGGCGUCAUCUGGACAUGCUUCUCCGAUUGGAACCUAGGAAUCACGCCGCUUUAACUCUCAGGAGCCUACUAUUCAAUCUACUUUAUGACGAUGCAAUGAAGGGGUCCCUUUUCGUCAUAAUGGCUUCACUGUGUGCGAUUGCAGCAUACAAACUAUGGAAGUAAACA